Triticum aestivum (bread wheat) is the source of this 3722-nucleotide messenger RNA. RefSeq lists its product as uncharacterized. NCBI's taxonomy places the organism in Eukaryota, Viridiplantae, Streptophyta, Magnoliopsida, Poales, Poaceae. The coding region runs from base 16 to 3534 and encodes 1172 amino acids. Gene Ontology annotation, molecular function: DNA binding. The record is from RefSeq and is a predicted model, not a curated record. The transcript has 4 exons.
CCUCCGCAUAGCCCCAUGCCCUUUUCCGUUUCCUCUGGAACGAAACCGAAACCCCAAAUUGCCCUUCCGCAGCAACCGCAGCCGCCGCCGCCGCCGCUGCCGCCGUCCGCCAUGGGCACGGAGGUGGUGCCCGUGGUGGACCUUGGCGCGCUGUCCCAGUCGGAGCUCGUGGCGCUCGCGGCCGCAUCGCCCUACGCCGUCGACCCCCGCCGCGGGCGCCGCGACGCCGACCUCCUCCCGCCCCCUAAGAUCGAUCGCGCCGUCUUCAACGAGAGUGCCGGCUCCCGCAAGCAGACCUUCUCCCGCCGCCGCGCCGCCACCAAUCUCCCCCACAAUCUCACCCCUAGCACCGCCUCCUCCUCCGCCGUCGCCGCCCCCACGGAGGAGGAUUCCGAGAACCGCCUCAUUGUGUUCCACCUCCAGCAGCUCUUUGCGCGCGACGACCCCUCCUAUCUGCCACCACCACCGCCGAUUCCACUCCAACAGCUACCCCCGAUACCCAUACCCGCACCCACGAUACCGGUGCCCACACCCCCCGUGGCCUCCGUGCCGAUCCAGCAGCUCCCGGACCCAGACCGGGAUUUGACGAACCCCAAGGGGGUGGCUGUUGAUUUGGCCAGACUCGCGGAGUUGGUGGAUCCGUAUGGGGAGGAGAUACGAAAUCGGACUGCAGGACUGGCUCUGGAAUCCGAGCUGCUGGGUUUCAUGAAUGAGUUGGAGGGGCAGUGGGGGAGUCGGAGGCGGCGGAGGAAGUUUGUGGAAGCAGCCAUAUUCGGCGACCACCUGCCCCGUGGGUGGAAGCUAAUCCUUGGGAUUAAACGGAAGGAGCGUGCUGCCUGGAUCAAUUGCCGCCGAUAUGUUAGCCCCAGGGGACAUCAAUUUGCUACUUGUAGAGAAGUUUCUUCCUAUUUCAUGUCACUUCUUGGAUAUGUGGAGGCAAAGCCAACCACUGUUCAGAACAAUGAUAUGGGAGUUCGUGACUUGAGUGCUGUGAAUGUGGGAGUUCGUGACUUGAGUGCUGUGAAUGUGGGAGUUCAGAACAACGAUGUGGGAGUUCGUGACUUGAGUGCUGUGAAUACUGCAGGUCUUCACCAGCAAAAUGAUUCAACUAGGGACAUGCAAAGUGCAGUGUCAGCCACUUCUGUUACAUUAUCCAUUCACAAUGGUGAUUCUCAGGGACAGAGACAAAAACCUUAUAAAGAUGAAGCUCCGAUAGAAGCAGUCAGGAAAGAGUGCAAAAAAUGCAAUUUGACUUUUGAGGACCAGAGUGCCUAUGUGCAGCAUCAAUUGUCUUUUCAUCAAAGGAAAGCUAAAAGGCGCAAGGUUGAUAAAUCGAUUGGUCUGGGAGUCAGUAAAGAUGGAAAACUUGAGACUCAAGAAAGUCAGAGGACCUCUGAAGAUAAACCUGGCUAUUUUGGUCAUGGUGUAGCUGAUGUUAAAAGUCAAGGUCAGAGUCCAGCAGAACUGUUUGGCGGAGCUUCUUCAGGAGAUGUAGGUGCUCAGCUAUCCUUGGCUGCAGCACCAUGUGGGUUGCAAGAGAUAACUGCCUUACCUGAACAGGUAGAAGAGCCAUCUGCUGGAGAGCCUGUCUCUGGGCAUCAGGACCUUCCUCAGGAGACUACUGGUUUACCUCAACAGGAAAAAGAACUUUCUGCUACAGAGCCUUUCGCUGGGCAUCAAAAGGAACAUGUUGAUAAUUCUGGUGACCAUGAAAUCCAUGAUGGAGCAUGUCAUAUAGCUGAAGAGCCUCUUGCCUUUGAUGUUGGAAGCAACCUUAGUACUUGCAAGUCUCCUGAACCAGAAGUUCAUGAGCAUGACAGCUCAAAAGAUUUGGAAUUUUCCAUCGCAGAUUGCUCAGGAAGUUUUGACAGGUCUCAUGAAAUCUCUAAGAUACCUCAGGAUGUUCCAUGUACUGCAGAUGCUCCAGGUGAAAAAAGUUGCUCUGAUGAUCCAAUGGACUGUGCUGAUAUAACACUGCCAAAACAAGUUCCUGAGCACUGUGAUAUGCUGGAUCACAAAUUUAGAGGUUUUCCUGGAGGAACUGGUUUUAAUGACCAGGUGGGAAAUAAUCCACUGUCUGCCAACUUGGAUGAGCCUGAUCUUAGUUCCAACAGCAUGGAGGUAGAUAACAGCAAGAUAGCUUGCAAGUUUGGCGAUAUGCUGAAUUCUACCAGCUCUGAAUAUGAUAAACCUGUUGUGGAUCAAAUUGAUCGUGGAGUGACUGCCUUGAAAAAUGAUGCGAUCAACAUUGAUGAUGGGAUGAACAUUGAUGUCAGAAUAAAGGAGGUUAACCUCAAUUCAUGCUUAGAUACAAUAUCUUCUCCUGUUUCUGGUGCAAACUGUGAAACGUCUAAUGCCCUUCAUGAUGGCAAUCGAUCGUCCAUUCUCGCCCAAUGUUUUGGUGGUAGCUCUAAUGAUGACAAUGUUUGUCAGGACGAAAGUUUUGUCAAUCAGAACAAUGUUUCUAAGGCUGAAAUUUUUGUCAAUCAGAGCAAUGACAUGGUGUAUCAAUCCAAUUUGAACAUGAAUCCUAUCUCUCCUCCUCAAAUUAGUGUGGAUUAUUUCACUAACUGCUCAAUGAAUUCUGAAAUUAAGAACAACGACAACCGACGUGAUGAUAAUGCCAAGGAACAGUUUGUGAACUCACGGAACAUAUCAAGUAAUGAACCAGGUUUUGAUGCUGAAGCUUACAACAAUGACAUCUUCACUGGUGCUAUGGCAGAAACUAGCUUUGCUCAGCUGAAUAAUGCUAUGAAUAUGAAGACUGAUUACUCAAGCUGCUACUCAAUAUCUGAUCUAAAUACGCUGACUGGUGGUACUGCAACUGAUGGAAUUGAUUUCCAUGGUAUGAGGAGUUCUUUUGUAAGUGGCUCCACCAGUCGCAGUGAACCAAAUGAACUUGAUUUUGAUAUCAAGGGUUCCAUGCUCGAGGCUCUGGAAAGAUCGGACAGCGACCUGGAAACACAGUACAAUGGUGGCGAUCCUGCCAUUGACUCACUCCCUGCGGCAGGCACAAGUGGGACAAGUGUUGAUGAUUUUAUGUCCAUGCACACCAAUUUUGGUAGCUUGACCUCUUUGGUUCGUUCCGUUGAAGGUGGUCCAAUGAGCAGACUUAUUCAAGAUCAGUGUGAUUUGCAACUUGGAUUUGGUGCACAGAAGCAGCAAAUAUAUCCUAGUUUUGAGGAGCACCUUCGGAUGGCCUCAGCUGGAGCUCCGCAGUUUGGGAACAUGGGCAGACACAAUCCCAUGCCUGUGCCUGUGCCCGUGCCCGAGCCAACACUGAUGCUAGGGUAUGAGCCAACGUUGAUGCUGGGUUAUGCACCGCAGUUCGGGAGCUGCCCUCCGGUCCAGUUAGGUUGGGACCUGUCCAAGAUGGUUGGCGUGCUCCAGUCUGUAUGUGUGUGGUGCAACACAAGGUUCCAGCAUUUUGGCACGGCCGAGCAGCAGAACGACUCUGUUGGCUUCAUUUGCCCCGCAUGCAAGGACAAGACAUCUGGUCAUCUUGGUACACUCAACAAUGGUUCAUUGCUUUAGCAUUCGAUCUCUGCUGCUGUUUUCAUCAUAUGUAGACCGAUCUUUUUUUUCUUCUCAUGUGGAUCAUAGUGUAGACUGGAAUCUGAGCUAGCAAAUUCUAGUGUAUGUGCGGUGGUUACGUAUGUUUUAAAUGACACUGUUUUCGGUCGUUUACUGAUUUGGCUAUCUAGCAAACGUAAUUUGUGACA